UUUCUUCCAGAUCACGUACGUCUUUCACUCUCACAACUUUUUGAGAUUCUUUCAAUUCGAUCACCAUGAGUAUGAAUCAUCUCACGGAGGAUAUGUGGUCGAAUUUUUUUUUACUUGUGGAUACUGCGGUUAUGGUUCAGGCAGAAGAACAACGUCGUCAUCGUCGUGGAGAAGAAGAUAGCGAGAAGAGUUUCUUCUAUCUUUUCCCGAGGAAGAAAAGGUCGUCUUUGGUGAUCAAUAGAAGAUACACACAACAAAACCCUAAUGGGACUUCUAUGAUGUCUUCUUCUUCAUUGCCCGAUGAUCAUGAGACGGAAAACACACAAAACCCUAGUUUUUUAGAUGCGGAGCUUCGUGCAAUUAAGGGGAAAUCUAAGAUCGUCUGUGAAGAUUACGACUACCGCCGAAAGAGUGAUGAGGCGACGAGACUCUUUGAGAAGAACAUGGAGAGAUUAGUACGACGAAACUUGGAUGAUCUUAAUAAUGGGUCGUCUUCAUCGUUCCUGAACCUUCGUUGUUAUAAUUACCCUUCGUUACUCCUAGGUUACAACACGGCUAAGUCUGAGAAGACAGAGGCGAACGACCCUAGUUACGAACCAUGCCUAAAGGAGAAGACAACAACAAGUCGCAAGAGGCGUGCCGUGCAACAGAAGAAGAGUACUGGUAAAUUCAAGAAAGCAAAGGUUGUUUCUUUCACAACGAGGACGGAUACAGAGGCACCGGAGUGGAUUUUUCAGGUGAUGAGAAGAAUGAGAGCUGAUGUCGCAAACCCUUUGCUGAUCUUUGAGAGGUGUCUAACACCGACUGAUGUGAAAUCAUCCCAGAGCCGUCUCUUAAUGCCAUUCCAGCAGCUAAUCAGAGACGAAUUCUUGACGCCAGGGGAGUCUCGAGCCAUAAAUGAGACUAUCGGUGUGGGAACGAUUCUUGUGAACCAAAGAUGUGAAAAGUGGGGUUUUGGUUUCAAGCUAUGGCCCAUGGAGAAAGAAACUGGACAUGGAACCUUGAAUUACGCUAUGAACUGGGGGUGGAACGAUGUCGUCAAGGGUAACAACUUAAAAGCCAAGGACAAGAUCAGUCUUUGGACUUUCAGGUGCCGUGGAGUACUCUGCUUUGCUCUCGAGACAUACUAAGCUUCUUUCUUGGUGUCUGAUAAUGUUUGAUUUGUCUCUCUUCAAAGGAUGUAACUUGAUUGAUCUAG
Messenger RNA from Camelina sativa (false flax), 1198 nucleotides. The record is from RefSeq and is a predicted model, not a curated record. NCBI's taxonomy places the organism in Eukaryota, Viridiplantae, Streptophyta, Magnoliopsida, Brassicales, Brassicaceae.